UUAAAAAUGAAUUUAAAAAAGCAUUUGGUAGUCCAGCCACUGACCACCAGAUCCUCAUGAAUAUCAGCAAAAUGAGGAUGAAAGAAGGAGAUCACGUGCCGGAAUUUGUGAUUGGAGUACAGCAAAAAUACCAGUCAAUGCAAGCACCACCCUCAUAAGCCGAGCAAGUGGAGAACAUUAGGAACCAUCUCACAGAUGACUUACGCAUGCUCGUAUUUAGCAGGCCAGUGUACACGUACGAGGAUCUCUUGGACGUGGUACACGAGGCAUCGAGAUGCAUUCAAGAGGGACAAAAAACAGCAUCCAGUGAUAAAACGGUCCGGUUCAGAGAAAAAUCUCGUUUCGGCUUAUUACACACUGCAGAACCUGACGAUGAUUGAAAUGGAAUUCACUACGUGUAAUGCACUAAACAAUUUCUCAUCUCAGCCUGGGCGAGGGGGAUACAAUUCUAAAUAUGGAGCACAAACAAGGGGAUAUCAGAGAUCCUCAAAUUUUGUUCCAGCUCAGAUUCAAGGAUCGGGGACGCGGAAUUUAUCGAACGCAAAUAACGGAGAUCAACCGGCUCUAGCAACAAACUUUGGGUAUAAUCAAACCCCCAUAUAUAUACCCAGAGGUAACCGCCCCUGUUUUAAAUGUGGGAUACCGGGACACACAUUCGAUGUCUGCGAAAACCCAAGACAAGAUGUGUGUAAUAUUUGCCACGCGUUUGGUCAUACAAGGUUAAACUGCAGUUUAAGGAAGACGGGGGUUGCCACUUCUUUCCAGGUAACAAAUCAACUACGAGACAAUAGCCUAGUAGAGUCUAUUGACACACAAGAAAGUACGCGGGAAAAAAACAAGUAGUACCUGUUCUCUCAGAUUCCCCUAAAGAACAGGUUAAAUCGGAAAUUGUUAACGCGGGGAUAAAAAUAAACACAAAAACAAAGGCUACUAAGCAUCAAACUAAUAAUAAUUGCAGUAUAAAUAAUAAAUCCAGAACCAAAGAUGAGGAUAAAAUGAAAACAAACAAGCAGAAGAAACGUAUGAGAGGGAGAGAAAUAAAAGAUCGAGCCAGAGUCUCAGCGGCAGUAGAUACGGCCCAUCGGUCCGACGCCACGUACACUGAUACGAGUGGGGAAAUAGUACUCUCUGGGUUAGUAGCUCAACUGCCAGCUGUUCAUUUAGCUCGAGACAUAGCGUACCACAAGUUAAGUGGGGACGGUGCGCGGGCCUCUGAGCAACGAUCAACUACUCAUUCAAUAACAGAAGUGAGGGGUCGGUCGGCCAUCAUGAAUUCAAGCGUGAGUGGGGAUAGCAAGACAGCCUCCGGCGCAUGCUCGCUUACCGGCGGGACGAAUACAAUGUUUAAAUCAGAAAAGCUUGGAGUGAGUGCAAGUAAUUUUAGGUUAAAUAAAUUAACGAAUGAUUCUUACCCAAUUGAUGUAGGUUUAGUUAAUGAAGAUGAUAAGAAUAAUUUAGAAAAUAAGUAUAGUUUAAUCGAUUUUAAAUUAAGCGGGGAGACUGAAGCAGAGAGAACUCUACCACCCGGGGAAAGGCCGGCUGAAGGUCAUUGGAUUUCGCCACUUCCUUUGGAGUUGGAUAAAGAGGGUAAUGAAUUUACUCAAGCAAGAAAUCAGGUGGGGGAAUUUACCCAAGAUUUACCACUAUUCUUGUGCAUGAAUGUAAAUAUACACCUGAUAUCGGAAGACAAAGUUAUGGACUUGAUAUGUCAUUGCCAGUGCGAGUUAGAUGCAGACGUAGCUCACCAGGUUGUUUUCUUAUUUGAAAAUCAAUUUAAGCUUACUGCCCCAGAGGAAACUUAUUUCCAAGAGAUUUUACCAGUAUAUGAGAAUGAGCGUGAAGAAGCUACAUGGGAGGCGGAAUUGGAUUCUGGGUCCGAGCCAGAAGCUCAGACACUGAAGAAGUUCCUCUGGACAGUUCAACAUGCCACCCGAGCUCUUCUCGAGAAUCCUUUCUCCCUAAUAUUUUAAAACUCCAACCAUUAUCAGCAGCGGUGAGAUAUAAGCUUGCUGAUCGGAAAAUUUUUAUCUCAGGUACAGGUUCACGUGCACCUACUAUCACAGCAAGAAUACCCGUAUCCAUAUGGAUUUUUGGGGUAAAAUUGAAUGGUAUGAAAGGUCUUAUAUAAAUGCUAAGGUAUAUGAGAACAUCAAUAAAUAUGCCUCCGGGGAGCUCGAAAUUGAUGAAACUCACAAACGAGGAGUGCUCCUAGCAAAUUAUACUUCCUGCAAGACGUGGCGCACCAUUUAUUAUCCAAAUAGACUUAGUAGCGGGUGAACAAUAUUUUAGCAUCCUGGAUGACUUAAGCCACUUUGUGGUACUUAGGAUGGAUUUCGCUAUCCAGUUUGGGUCGUCAUCAAUUGUGAAACUCGGACGUGGCGGUUGAGCGCCAGUUCAGUUGAAUACCGAUUUAAAAAUAUCUCUUGUCGGUGUCACGAUCGAAGUGAGUGAAGGCAACGGGCGAAAGGGUAAUUUGAAAUCUAUUAUUUAAUAUCAGAAUGCAGAUUUUCCUUUUUCUAUAACUCAGUCAAGGAGUUCGAUUGAACCUCACGUGGUUAGUGUGAGAAUAUAGGGAUUUAAGCACCGAUUAUUAAUUAAUAGAUUAAUGUAUGAAAUUAUUUUUAUUCUGUCAUCCAACCAAGGAAUUAGAAUCACGUGGCUGAUAUAAGAAUGUUAUAAUUUCAUGUUACUCUACAACUUAUUUGUCUAAUUGUACCGAGCGGAUGUACUAUAGACGGUCCCGUUCAAUGACCUGCGUGGCGUUAGGGUAGGUCAGGGAUUUUCUAAGCGAGAGGGAUAUUGGGUCGAUGAAUAUGGGCCCUCGAGAAGACCGUGUUCUUUCUCUGUCUUACUUUAAAGUUACUAUGACUUAAAUUACCAGCACUCGAAUGCCAGAGAAAAGGACAGUAAAUGAAAAGACAAAUGUAUACAAAAAAAACAUGUGUAGUAUAUUGACAGAUUUUAAUUUUACAAAAUAUUAUAAUAAUGAACUUACCCCAAUGGGUUGAUAUACCUGCACACACACUCACUUCAGAUUCACCAAUUUGAAUCUUGUGUACACAGGAGGUUACAAUGUUUUUAUGGUUUUUAUUGAGAUUUACAGAUUAAAUCUUUUCACGAGAAUGCUAUGCACGCUGAACCGAUAGGCUGGCUUUGCUUUCUAGUGAAUUUACGAUGAUAUAUAUAUAUAUAUUCUUUAAAUGAUUUUUAUAAGAAGUAUUAACUAUUCUUGAACAAGGACUCCGAUUGCUUAAGCGGUGGACGUCACGUGAAAGAGUUUAGUUAAUUUUAUCGCGAACUCAAAUGAUUUUACUCUAGGUAUCCAACCUAGGAGUCCAGAUGCCUAGGCGUAGGACCUCACGAGGAAAGGUUUUAAAAAUAAAAUUCAAGUCGCGUAAUUUAUAUUAUAAAUAAAAGAAUCGAGUUGCGAUUAUCGAUCUAGGACCCCCGAUUGCCUAAGCGUGGAGCGUCACGAGAACGAAUUUUGAAAUCGACUCAGUGAGUCUUACUCGUGGAUGAAUCCGAUUAUCGAUCUAGGACCCCCGAUUGCCUAGGCGUGGAGCGUCACGAGAACGAAUUUUGGAUUCUUACUCGCGGAUAGAUCCGACAAGGGUUUUAGUUGCGGCGGUAAUGACUGACUUUGAUUAUUUUUCCGGGGUUUUUAUAUGAAAAAGUUUGAAAGAAAAGUGGGGCCGAAGAUGCCUCUUGCAUAGGUUAAAGACGAAGAAGACAAUAAUAUAGAAGGGUUUGAUUUCUUUUAGACAGCUGAGAAUGACAUUUUAUUACGGGAGUUCUUGGAAUUUUGUAGUAAACAGGAUGUAAAUAGAAAAAUAAGUCCGUGGUGUACUGCUUAAAAAUAAUGUAAUUAAUAUAUGAUGACAUUUAUGAUCGAUAUAUUACAUACUCUAGGAAAAUAUAAUUUUAAAAAUAAUACAAAAUUGAGAUGAAAAAUCUCUAGUGAUAGGUGAAGGAACGGAGAGGUUCUGUGGGGGACCAUAUAAAUUUUUAGAGACUGCGUGUCUAUGAUGACAUUUAUUAUCAAUAUUUUAGGUGAUUCCGAGAAAUGUAAUUAAAAUUUAAAAUAGAAGAGCUUCCUAUGGUGGAAAAGGGAAAAGUAAGAAUCCGCGGGAGACCGUGAGAUUCUGUAAAAACGAUGUUUCUCCAAAAUAUAUAGUGACAUUUAUUACCGAUAUUUUGGACACUUCUGAGAAAUGCAAUUAAAAAUUAAAAAUAAAAUAAAAUUAGAGAUAGAUUUCUACAUUGGAAAAGAAAUAGUAAGGAUCCGCGGGAGACGUGAGGCCCAUUGGUAACAGAUGGUUAAAAUAGAAAGGUCGUAAAAAUUUGAGUUGAACUAGAACAGGGAAAUGUUUUGACAAAUUUAUUGAGCCCUUUUCGGUGACUUUUAUGAUGACAAGGGACUCGCGGCCGCGGAAGAUUCAGAGAAAUCUUUUCGUGGGACAUCUGGAAGACAUUAAGUCGGUGGAUUCUUUAUAAGGGAUCGGCCGUAGUGGUGCAGCUGUGCAUAGAGAAAGAAAGACGUACUAUUUUCUAGUUGCUUGUUCUUAUCUACGUCUCUCUCUCUUGUAACUUGACCGCUCAUACUCGCAUACCUUUCUGUGGGAAUUCAGAGCAAGCCCAAAAUACGUCAUAGAUAUCCACAUAUGGUCAACGUACGCAUACAUAUAACACUCACAUAUGUACAAACUCAUGCACAUAUACACAAGUGCGGAUACUCCUGUAUUAUUGUAUCUUUGGUGAGUGUGCUCCGAAUUCUCCAGGUUAAUUCUUAUAAAAUAAAAAAAAAAUAAGAGAAAAAUAACUGAAUUUAAGGUUCAGUUGAGUGGUGACUCAGGUGUACCGAUUGUUACAUCUCUACCCCCAGAGUCGUCAUCGCCCUCGAUGACAUUAAUUUAUGCAAGGAAAUUUCUUUGCUUAAAUGUAAAUGAAUGAGGAUAGGUCAACCUGAAUCACCAAUCAAUUAAUUUUUAAAAUUGAAUUAUUUGUUACAAUUAUGCUCGAUGAUCGGAAAAAUCCUUGGACUUCAAGUGGUAGUUGCUUGAUGGCUUGGCACAUGUGUUGGCUUCUUCUCUCUCCUUUUAAGGGACAGUGCAUCUAAGGGUGAUGGUGACAUAUUUUAGUUAAUUCUAAAUUUCUUAGCGUUGUCCUUGUGGGCGUUGUCUUAGGCGUUUUGUUUUCUUAAAUGUUUGGGGUAGUGGGAAGAAUUUUGAAACUCGAUUGGUUCUUCUCGAAUCCUACCCUUGUGGAUCUUUGUAUCCUUCGUGGAUUUAAAUACCUGUGAUUUUCUCGUGAUCAUCAUUCUCUGGUUUUCUCCUUGUCGUGACAAGUUAAAGUUAUAGUGAAGUGAAAAUGUCUUUUGUAAUCAAGACUGAAGAACUUGAGUCGACGGAAGAAAUCAUCGUCCAGGAGGACGUGUCAUCUGAUCAGCUGGCUGUUCCAUUUGAGGACGGCUUUGUAAAUUCAUUGUCCGUCGAGAUGGAUCCGUUAGGGGUCCCAUCAGAAAAUUUAUUCAGGGAGGACCAGUGGAUUUGCGGCUCUGGACCCUCUGAUGUAAAUCCAGAGGUUCAAUCCAUAGUGGAGGAGUUGCUGGUGCAGAACCAGCGAUUGAUGCAACUACAGCAACUGCCGAUCGAUUUAUCGGGUUCAGGGGACCAAGUGGUUGAGCCGGUCCCUUCAACGUCGUCGGGGGACGUUGAGAUAUGGAGAUUGUUGACUCGGCCGGCUCGUCGCAAGUCGGUGUACAAUCGUUGGGUGCGCUGUCCAGCCCCGGAAGGGGUUCAGUCGACACCUCAGGCGCUACAGGAACAUUCGAAAAAACGGAAGCGGUCCGAGUCAGCAUCCGGUGGAAGCCGAGGUGUCCCUGAACCGAAGAUUCAUCCACAGAAAGAAAUUAAGUUCCUGGAGCAUUCCAGGGUCCGGGUUAUCUGUGGCGACACCAUGGCAGUAAACGUGCCAUUCAGAUUGACGUUCGUGGAGGGUCACACCUACCCAUUACCCUUCACGGAUCCACUGGUGGGUUUACUGGCGCCGAUGACGUCCUUGGAGGCAAGCUGGUUGGUAGGAACCUUGCCUUGGCCCUUGAUGGGAAAUUUCAUUUUUGAGUCCCUGUUGGCGUUGGUCGUGGCGAUGUGUCCCAUGCACCUAUGGGACCUGGCGGAAGGAUCACCUCCUCGCAUAAGGAUAAUAAUCGAGGAGCUGUGGGACAAAUGUUCUUCACGGGUGGCUCGCUGUGUGUACUGCGGCAAUGGUCGUCGAGCGCAGCAAUAA
This is a messenger RNA of Microplitis demolitor, 6285 nucleotides long. RefSeq lists its product as uncharacterized. Lineage: Eukaryota; Metazoa; Arthropoda; Insecta; Hymenoptera; Braconidae. The record is from RefSeq and is a predicted model, not a curated record. The transcript is spliced from 4 exons. The coding region runs from base 5368 to 6285 and encodes 305 amino acids.